Messenger RNA from Fusarium pseudograminearum CS3096, 1239 nucleotides. RefSeq lists its product as uncharacterized. The record is from RefSeq and is a predicted model, not a curated record. Gene Ontology annotation, cellular component: chromatin; nucleus. The transcript has 3 exons. Gene Ontology annotation, biological process: chromatin remodeling; regulation of DNA-templated transcription. NCBI's taxonomy places the organism in Eukaryota, Fungi, Ascomycota, Sordariomycetes, Hypocreales, Nectriaceae. The coding region runs from base 1 to 1239 and encodes 412 amino acids.
AUGUCUGAGACCCAAACCCAGGAAGUUGGCGUUCCGGCCGUGAAGGAGACUGAGAAUGCGACAGUCGACAAGAGGAAGCCCUUCUCCUGGCUCGAACCGCAUCCGACCUUCGUCAUUAUCCUUGUUGGCCCCCAGGAAGCCCCCUUCGGAAUCCAGAAAGAUUUCCUCUGCUGCCGAUCCGAGUUCUACGAAAAGCACUUUUCCGUCGCGAACCCAGAGGAGAAAGUCGAGCACGUCGUUAAGCUCCCAGAUACAACCAAGGAAGUCUUUGGUCUUGCUCAGCACUUCCUCUACACAGACAAGGUCAUUUCGGAUGAGUCUAGCGUGCCAUCUUACGAAGCGCUUGUCGGUCUCUGGAAGCUGGGUCACAAACUGGGCAUCAAGGGGCUUUGCGAUAAGGCUCUCAACGCCAUGAUUGAUUGUCGUCGCAUCACGGAGACGAUUCCGGCUACGCCUCUCCUCAUUCAAGUCUGGAAAGAUACACCCGAGGGCUCGUCGAUUCGGAAGCUGCUGCUCUCAUGGACUGCCGAGUAUAUGAGAUCUUCGGAUGCCAGAGCAGAGUUUGCCAAGUCACUCCCUCAAGAGGUCCUUAGUGAGCUCGUUGUUACCAUGAGCUCCUUCGACACGGUCUCUUCGCCGGAAGCACCGCCUGCUACUGUCACGCUUCCGUCGGUGACGCCUCGGAAGAACGUCCAUUAUCUCGAAGAUGAGCCCGAGAAUGAAGCAAAAAGGAGUAGGCGUGUGAGCGGCAUCUCAGUUGGCACUCCUGUGUCAGCGGAUCGAUCGAUCAAAGCCCGUGGCUCUCUGCCUAAGCCCGGGCCUAGACGUAGGACCAGCGCGGGUUUCGCAGAAGGGAGGGACUUUACCACAGCACAGAAGCUCGAGUUCUGCGCCGACUUGCUAACUCGCAUGCUCUCCGGUCCUGGGUUCUGGACUAGACUUGUUGGUCCGUUCAAAGAUGCUGUCGAGCCAGUCGAGGAUGGCGUUCCAGACUACUUCGAAAAGGUCAAGCGACCUAUGGACCUCACCACAAUCAAGUUCAAGAUGGACCACAAGGAGUACAAUAACGAGGAGGAGUUUUUGGCGGAUGUGCGUCAGAUCUUCGACAACUGUUUCACGUACUGGAAGAAGGGAGAUCCUAUGUGGACUGCAGGGGAGAAGCUCCAGAAGACAUUUGAAGACAAGUUCUCUCACAUGAACAAAUGGAUCUCUAAGAUGGGUGGCGAUGAGGUUGAGUAG